AUGACGUCAUUACGUUCACCUUUUGUUUACAUAUCUGCACUUAGAAGAAGCCACUUAAGCAAGAAUUCGAAGGUUUUAGGUCUAAAUCGCGUAUCCUUCUUUUACCACCAUAUUUCAUUUGGGCUCUUCUUCUUUUUCUUUUUCUUCUUCUCUUUUUUCUUCUUCUACUUAAUCAUCCUACUUCUUCGCCUUCUUCUGCUUCAUCAUCAUCUUCUUAAUCAUCCUUCUUUCUUCUUCUAUUUCUUCUUAACCCACCUCUUUCUCUUUCUCAUUCUUCCCUUCUUUCUUCUUCUUCUCCUUCUUCCCUUCCUUCAUCUUAUUAUUUCUCUCCUUACUUCUCUCAUUACUUUCUUCAUUCUACUAUUUCUCAUUCUUCCUUUCCUCCUCCUUCUUCUUCUUCUUCUUCUAAUUCUUUACUUCCUUCUUCUUCUUCUUCUUCCCUUCCUUCUUCUUCUCUUUCUCAUUCUUCCCUUCCUUCUUCUUCUUCUUCUUCUUCGGAUCCCCAUUCUUCCCUUCCUUCGUCUUCUCCUCCUCAUUCUUCCCUUCCUUACUCUACUCCUCCUCAUUCUUCUCUUACUUAUUCUUCUCCCCAUUCUUCCUUUCCUUUUUCUACUCUUCCUCAUUUUUCUUUCCUUCUUCUACUCCUGCUCCAUUCUUCAUUUCAUUCUCAUUCUCACCAUUCUUCCCUUCCUUCUUCUUUUGCUCCUCCUCUUUCUUCCUCUUAAUAAUAAUAAUAAUAAUAAUGAUAAUAAUAAUAAUUACUAUUAUUAUUAUAGCUCAUUUCUUCCUUCCUUCAUAUCUAUCAAUCUUGUUUAUUCACAUCUAUCUAUCUAUCUAUCUAUCUAUCUAUCUAUCUAUCUAUCUAUCUCUGUUCAUUUCUUACUUCAUGUUUGUCUACCUAUAUCAGUCUAUUCACACCUAUCUAUCUAUCUAUCUAUCUAUCUAUCUAUCUAUCUCAUCUAUUCACAUCUAUCUAUCUAUCUAUCUCAGUCUAUUCAUAUCUAUCUAUCAUCAGGCAAAUACUUAUGA
Molecule: messenger RNA, 1029 nt
Organism: Acanthosepion pharaonis
Lineage: Eukaryota; Metazoa; Mollusca; Cephalopoda; Sepiida; Sepiidae
Source: the annotation of a GenBank genome assembly